Messenger RNA from Trypanosoma cruzi, 1052 nucleotides. RefSeq lists its product as uncharacterized. The annotation marks the transcript as partial. The record is from RefSeq and is a predicted model, not a curated record. The transcript has a single exon. Gene Ontology annotation, molecular function: protein prenyltransferase activity. Gene Ontology annotation, biological process: protein prenylation. NCBI's taxonomy places the organism in Eukaryota, Euglenozoa, Kinetoplastea, Trypanosomatida, Trypanosomatidae.
AUGCCGCAUGCGGUGGUUGUAAUGGGCGAGGACGAGACUUCACAAAUACUUGGAGAUGGCUUCGUUCACUUGCAGUACUUUAGCAAUCCGCAACGAUGCAUGCCGGCUAAGGUUCAGCAGCAGCAGCAUUCUCAACGGAUAAUUUUGCUCUACUUUUCCCUUCUGGGGCGUGAUUUGCUUGGGGUGGACUGGAGAAAAGAUGAUGGCGUCUUCAACGCGGAGAGGGACAAACUGUUUGAGGAGAUGCGGCGUUGCUACGACACCGAAACAGGAGGGUUUUGUCCGGUUCCUGUGAGCCAUUAUAACACAAGCGCCACAUUAUCCAUGACCCACUGUGCUCUUCAGAUAUUAAACCUCUGUGAUUUUCUACCCAAGGCCACUGAGGAGUGGGCGUAUAAGGAGAAAUUAAUGUCAUUUGUGAUGUCGUGUCAUAUUAGACACGAGUGUCCUCUCUUUGGAGAGUCUUUUCGAGGUGCUUUUCAGGCGGCCCCGGAUAUUGCGGAAGUGGAUAUUCGAUUUACCUACUCGGCUCUGGUUUCAAUGGCGCUUUUAUGCAAACCACAACCACUGUCUACUGUAUCAUCUCUACAAGGCACUCUCCAGGAGGCAGUCGCCUUUAUUUGGCGCUGUUGGGAUGCGCACGAGGGUGCAUUUGGAGCGGUGCCAGGGGCGGAGGCGCAUGGUGGAAUGACUUUUUGUGCGGUAGCCUCGCUGGCGUUGGCUGGCGCAAUGUCUUCUCUAACUCGGAGCCGUCAUCACUUACUAUUACGGUACUGUACCGCACGUCUGUCGGGGGGUCCUGAGGAUCAUGAGUCCAUUGGCAGCACGGGGGUUAUUAUGCCAAUUGUUGGAUACCAGGGAAGACCACAAAAGGAAUGUGACACAUGCUAUUCACACUGGAUCGGCUCCACCCUUCGCAUUCUUCAAACCCAAGAGCAUGAUUUUGUGUUUCCUGUGGAUGUUCUUCCCAUCUUCAGGUUUAUGGGCAAUUGUGUUGAUUCCGAACACGGGGGUAUUCGCAAGGACUUUGAUAUGCGUGCAGACAUUGUCCA